GGUAGAGGUACAAAAAUGCAGAGCAAUAAAACUUUUAACUUGGAGAAGCAAGACCAUACUCCAAGGAAGCAGCAGCAGCAGCAGCAGCCACCACCACCACCAGUACCUGCUAAUGGGCAACAGGCCAGCAGCCAGAAUGAAGGCUUGACCAUUGACCUGAAGAAUUUUAGGAAACCAGGAGAGAAGACCUUCACCCAGCGUAGCCGUCUCUUUGUGGGAAAUCUUCCUCCUGACAUCACCGAGGAGGAAAUGAGGAAACUAUUUGAGAAAUAUGGGAAGGCAGGCGAAGUCCUCAUUCAUAAGGAUAAAGGCUUUGACUUUAUCCGCUUGGAAACAAGAACCUUAGCGGAGAUUGCCAAAGUGGAGCUGGACAAUAUGCCAUUACGUGGAAAGCAACUGCGUGUGCGCUUUGCAUGCCAUAGUGCAUCCCUUACAGUCCGAAACCUUCCUCAGUAUGUGUCUAAUGAGCUGCUGGAAGAAGCCUUUUCUGUUUUUGGCCAGGUGGAGAGGGCCGUGGCCAUUGUGGAUGAUCGAGGCAGGCCCUCAGGAAAAGGCAUUGUUGACUUCUCAGGGAAGCCAGCUGCUCAGAAAGCUCUGGACAGACGCAGUGAAGGCUCCUUCCUGCUAACUACAUUUCCUCAGCCUGUGACUGUGGAACCCAUGGACCAGUUAGAUGAUGAAGAGGGACUUCCAGAGAAGCUGGUAAAGAACCAGCAACUUCACAAGAAGAGAGAGCAGCCACCCAGAUUUGCACAGCCUGGCUCUUUUGAGUAUGAGUAUGCCAUGCGCUGGAAGGCACUCAUUGAGAUGGAGAAGCAGCAGCAAGACCAAGUAGACCGUAACAUCAAGGAGGCUCGUGAGAAGUUGGAGAUGGAGAUGGAGGCUGCUCGCCAUGAGCACCAGGUCAUGCUGAUGAGGCAGGAUUUGAUGAGGCGCCAAGAAGAACUUCGGAGAAUGGAAGAGUUGCACAACCAAGAAGUGCAAAAACGAAAGCAACUGGAGCUCAGGCAGGAAGAGGAGCGCAGACGCCGUGAGGAAGCGAUGCGACGGCAGCAGGAAGAAAUGAUGCGGUGACAGCAGGAAGGAUUCAAGGGAACCUUCUUUGAUGCGAGAGAACAGGAGAUACGGAUGGGCCAGAUGGCCAUGGGAGGUGCUAUGGGCAUAAACAACAGAGGUGCCAUGCCCCAUGCUCCUGUGCCAGCUGGUACCCCAGCACCUCCAGGACCUGCCACUAUGAUGCCGGAUGGAACCUUGGGAUUGACCCCACCAACAACUGAACGUUUUGGCCAAGCUGCCACGAUGAAAGGAAUUGGGGCAAUUGGUGGAACUCCUCCUGCAUUCAACCGUGCAGCUCCUGGAGCUGAAUUUGCUCCAAACAAACGUCACCGAUACUAAUAAAGUUGCAGUGUCUAGUUUCUCAAAACCCUUUAAGAAAAAGGACCCUUUUUUGACUAGCCAGAAUUCUACCCUGGAAAAGUGUUAGGGAUUCCUCCCAAUAGUUAGGUCUUUCCUGCCUGUACUACUUGAGGGAGUAUGCUGGAGGCAGAGGGCGAGGGAGGGGUGACAUUUAACAAAUGAAUUUUGUGUGAUAUUUUGCUUGAUUUUGUGUGGUGCAUUCCUGAAGUCUCAAAUGUUUAAUUGUUGAGGGCCUGGGGGAACUGUGGCAAAAUGGAUCCAGUUAGAACCCCAUUAAUCUUGAUCCUUCCGGUGUUUGUCCAUUCUGUUUUAUUUGCUUUCUCAUCUCCACACCACUCUCCCCUUCCUCCAGGCCCAGAGACACUGCCACAUAUACCACCAAAACCAAACAUCCCCCAAUAACCUUAGCCCCACUGUUCCACUCCCAGGUGAGAAUUCAGGCAAAUGUCCACAGAGGUCACAGACAGCUUACAUACGGUUCUGUUCCAUCCCAUAUAU
Molecule: messenger RNA, 1914 nt
Organism: Lepus europaeus (European hare)
Lineage: Eukaryota; Metazoa; Chordata; Mammalia; Lagomorpha; Leporidae
Product: non-POU domain-containing octamer-binding protein-like
Biological process (GO): regulation of DNA-templated transcription
Cellular component (GO): nucleus
Molecular function (GO): RNA binding
Source: RefSeq, a predicted model, not a curated record